This is a messenger RNA of Quercus robur (English oak), 1824 nucleotides long. RefSeq names its product lysine histidine transporter 1-like. The record is from RefSeq and is a predicted model, not a curated record. Bases 206 to 1522 code for a protein of 438 amino acids. The transcript is spliced from 7 exons. Lineage: Eukaryota; Viridiplantae; Streptophyta; Magnoliopsida; Fagales; Fagaceae. Gene Ontology annotation, cellular component: plasma membrane.
GCAAGUCCAAAAAAAAAAAAAAAAAUAUUCUUUCUAAUUAUGGCUUAUGAGAUUCCCAUAAUUCAAUAUAUAUGUGGUUGUUUAGGCGCCUGAAUGAAUCACUCUGUGGCUUGGAUUGGAUAUUGGAAGGCCUAGAUUGUUGGGUCUUCCAGACAUUGCCUAACAGUUGAACCUUUUGGCUGGUGGAGAUAACAAGAAGCACAACAUGGCUCCGAAUAUGAGAGAGGAAGAGGCAGCAAGGCAGAAGGAAAUCGAUGAUUGGCUUCCGAUCACUGCCAAUAGAAAUGCCAAAUGGUGGUACUCGGCUUUCCACAAUGUCACCGCCAUGGUUGGCGCUGGUGUUCUCAGUCUGCCUUAUGCCAUGUCACAUCUUGGAUGGGGACCUGGUGUCACUGUUCUUUUUUUGUCAUGGGUGAUCACCUUCUACACUCUAUGGCAAAUGGUUGAGAUGCACGAAAUGGUUCCGGGUAAGCGGUUUGAUAGGUACCAUGAGCUUGGUCAGUAUGCCUUUGGUGAAAAGCUUGGACUUUGGAUUGUGGUGCCUCAACAGCUAGUUGUUGAAAUUAGUACAGACAUUGUGUACAUGGUCACUGGAGGGAAAUCAUUGAAGAAGUUCCAUGACAUAGUUUGCCCCAACUGCAAAUCUAUCAAGACCACUUACUUCAUCAUGAUUUUCGCUUCUGUGCACUUUGUUCUGUCUCAUCUCCCCAACUUCAACUCUAUUUCCGGUAUCUCACUGGCUGCAGCAGUCAUGUCCUUAACUUACUCAACUAUUGCUUGGGUAGCUUCUGCUGCAAAGGGUGUUCAACCAGAUGUGGACUACAGUUACUCGGCCAAAAGCGCAUCUGGAAUCACUUUUAACAUCUUCACCGCGUUGGGUGAUGUAGCAUUUGCCUAUGCUGGUCACAAUGUGGUUUUGGAAAUCCAAGCAACAAUCCCUUCUACUCCAGAGAAACCUUCAAAGGGCCCCAUGUGGAAAGGAGCGGUUGUUGCAUAUAUCGUUGUGGCCCUUUGCUACUUCCCUGUUGGUCUGAUCGGGUAUCGGAUGUUUGGAAAUUCUGUUGAGGAUAAUAUCCUCUUGUCACUACAGAAACCUAAUUGGCUUGUUGCAGCAGCUAACAUGUUUGUUGUUAUCCAUGUCAUUGGAAGCUACCAGAUAUUUGCUAUGCCAGUGUUUGACAUGAUGGAAACUUUUCUGGUGAAGAAAUUGAAGUUCAGACCAUCUUAUACACUCCGAUUUAUCGUUCGCAAUUUAUAUGUUGCGUUUACAAUGAUGGUCGGGAUUAUAAUCCCUUUCUUCGGUGGCCUCCUUGGUUUCUUUGGAGGACUUGUUAUGGCCCCAACAACAUACUACCUCCCCUGCAUCAUGUGGCUCAUCAUCUAUAAACCCAAGCGUUUCAGCUUUACUUGGAUAGCCAAUUGGAUCUGCAUUGUGCUUGGUGUGGCAUUGAUGGUUGUAGCACCUAUUGGUGGACUAAGGACUAUCAUCCUUUCAGCCAAGGAUUACAAGUUCUUCUCAUGAACUAAAAGUGGCAUUAGUUCCAAUUUUCACCAAAUUUCCCUGAACCCAUUUGUCAUUAAUCGAAUAUUGAUAACCAAAAACCAAUGCUUCCAUAGUGACUACUGUGCACGCCCCAAAAAAGAAAAAUCUGGGCUUGGAAGAAGAAAACGCUUGUUUAGGGCUUUUUUCCCUCUUCUUUUUGGUUUAUCACACAUUGAGUCCUUAGCGACACAAUUCUUUGUGUACAUGUGUUUCUAGGAUGAGGUAUGUGAGUCCCUUUUUCUUUUUUUAUUUUAUUUUAGCAAUUGUCACCAACAAUUGGA